Messenger RNA from Vespa crabro (European hornet), 2388 nucleotides. RefSeq names its product protein real-time (gene retm). Bases 251 to 2260 code for a protein of 669 amino acids. The transcript is spliced from 16 exons. Lineage: Eukaryota; Metazoa; Arthropoda; Insecta; Hymenoptera; Vespidae. Gene Ontology annotation, cellular component: cytoplasm. The record is from RefSeq and is a predicted model, not a curated record.
AAAGGGGUGUCUGUGUAAUCGACUUGAUAGAUGGCGCUGAUGUUAUUGCCGUUUGCGCUCUCUACUGGUCGUACAUACCUACUAAUCAAAACUACUUAAUUCGUCUACUCUGGUGGAUAGUUUAUGAUAACGUGAAGUGAUUAAAUUUGGCGGAUUUAAGUCUUGUUGUCGCGUAGCAAUAGGAUAAUCGUGAUUUGAAAAAUAUAAUUUGCAUGUUUAACAAUUGAUAAAUAAAAAAAAUCACACCAAUAUGGUUCAACAAUACCAAUCACCUGUUCGAGUUUAUAAGCACCCAUUUGCCCUUGUCAUGAUGGCCUAUGAACGUAGAUUUCCUACAUGCCCUCAGAUACCAGUAUUUGUAGGAUGCGACAUUACAUUAGACGAAGAAAGCGAAGAUGGUGCAAUUAGAACGACAGAAAGAAGAUGUAAAUUAAAUGUUGAAGCACCAUAUAUUUUGAAAAAAAUCAUUGGAGUAGAUUUUGUUUAUUUUAUUCAAAAGAAUAUAUUAAAUAGGCGCAAGAGCGUUUUGGAAAUAGAGGCAUACAAUGAAAGCUUCUCUUCUAGAGUAACAGUUCUUGAAAAAUGUAGAUACUUUAUUCAUCCUGAAAAUUCGGAAUGGACUUGCUUUGAACAAACUGCAAGUUUAGAUAUUAAGAACUUCUUUGGAUUUGAGAAUUCAAUGGAAAAGUUGGCAAUGAAGCAAUAUGCUCAAAAUAUUUCAAAGGGAAAAGAAAUAAUUGAAUAUUUUAUCAAUCAAUUAAAAGAAGAAGGUAUAACUUAUGUAGCUCCUUGGAGAGAUCAAGAAGAAGAAACUUCUAAAGAAAAAGAGAAAUAUGUGGGUGAUAGUAGUGAAUUACAUAGUGACAAAGAAGUAUGUAAUGUCGAGAACAAGUUGUCUAGUAAUAGAGAGAUACAGCUCUCAUCAGACUAUAUAGAAAGAUAUUUAGGAAAACUAGACAUGAUGCAAGAGAGCAAACUAAUACAAUUACGACAUAGUAUAGAAGAAUUAAGAGGUAGUUCUGUACCAGCUGAUGCAACGCUACUGAGGUUCUUAAGAGCUACAGAAUUUUCAGUAGAAAAGGCUAAAGAUAUGUUGACACAGUCAUUACACUGGAGGAAAAAACAUCAAAUUGACAAACUCCUUGAAGAGUAUGAAACUCCUCAAGUAAUUAGAGAUUAUUUUCCAGGUGGUUGGCAUCAUUUUGAUAAAGACGGACGACCACUAUAUAUAUUGAGAUUAGGUCAAGUUGAUGUGAAAGGUCUCCUUAAAUCAACUGGAGAAGAUGAAUUAUUAUUAUUGGCACUGCAUAUUUGUGAAGAAGGACUUCUUUUAAUGGAUGAGGCCACUACUGUCUGGGGCCAUCCAGUUUCACAAUGGUCUUUGCUAAUUGAUUUAGAAGGUCUAAAUAUGCGUCAUCUUUGGAGACCUGGUAUAAAGACACUUUUACGAAUUAUUGAAAUAGUAGAAGCGAAUUAUCCCGAAACAAUGGGACGUGUUCUUAUUAUACGGGCACCCAGAUGUUUUCCUAUAUUAUGGACCCUCAUCAGUACAUUCAUUCAUGAAAAUACGAGAAAAAAAUUCAUAUUCUAUUGUGGUACAGACUACCAAGAACAAGGAGCAGGUGGUCUUAGCGAUUAUAUAGAAUCAGAAUUUAUUCCUGACUUUUUAGGUGGUUCAUCUGAGAUUUAUAUAAUGGAAGGCGGAGUUGUGCCAAAAAAUUUGUAUAAAGUUGAUCCGGAUAAUACAGCUUGCGAACACGAGCAUAGUUUGUAUCAUUCUAUCAGUUUGAGUCGCGGACAAAGUCAUCACGUUACGAUUCAAUGCGAUGAUCCAGGAGCUGUUCUUACAUGGGACUUUGACGUAAUGCGACACAAUGUAAUAUUUACUGUGUUACAUAAACCGAAAGAUCAUGAUACUAAUCUUUCCACAGAAAUUUUGGAAUUUAUGCCAUGUAAUGAUCAUGAAAUAACUAUGUCAAAAGAAUCAAAAGAAGGCUUUAUAAAAGUGGAACCAAGUAUUGUAUGUCAUGAUGGUGAAAGCAUUCAGGGUACACACAUAAUGCAGGUUGCAGGAAUUUAUAUUUUGCAAUGGCAGAAUCAAGAAGAACAAGGAGAAUUUCUUUCUUCUAUAAGCUCUCAUAAGGCACAACUUAUGUAUUUUUAUGAAACUUUACCAUCGGUACAUUACAGGGGAUCUAUGUUAAGCUUACAAUCUGCAGUGAGUGGACGAUCUGUAGCAAGUUCAUCUUUAUCUAGAUGAGAAGCAAUCACUGCCAGAAGAUCCAAUAAUUGAUGCAAAAUGAAAAUCAGUUGAUACUGGUAAUAUAGGUACUAUAUUUUUAUUGAGGUAGGAAAAAGGAAGUACAAGAAACUAUAAAUUAAUAAAAA